Poecilia reticulata (guppy) is the source of this 5160-nucleotide messenger RNA. It is a transcript of the gene gabrg2, whose product is annotated as gamma-aminobutyric acid type A receptor subunit gamma2. Gene Ontology annotation, molecular function: GABA-A receptor activity; extracellular ligand-gated monoatomic ion channel activity. Gene Ontology annotation, biological process: gamma-aminobutyric acid signaling pathway; chloride transport; monoatomic ion transmembrane transport. The record is from RefSeq and is a predicted model, not a curated record. Lineage: Eukaryota; Metazoa; Chordata; Actinopteri; Cyprinodontiformes; Poeciliidae. Gene Ontology annotation, cellular component: membrane.
UGUGUUGAUCUGUGCUGCAGCAACGUGCAUCAGUUCCUUUCUGACCCCGGCGUUAAUCUGCAUUCAUUCUGAGGUUCCAAGCUUUUCUCCGGUGCUCGCUGAGUGUUUUAUCACUCGAGGCUUCGUCCUCUGUGGCAGGUCCGUAGGCCCCUUCUACGCUGUCGUGCGGGACACAGACACGCAAAAAAAAAAAAAAAACAGGCGAGCUGCACCGAGUCCAGUUUGCCGACUCGCAUCGAUUUAGUUCUGCCUGCUCGCACUUCGAGUCACGUCGUUUCGUCCGUCUUGGGUUUAAAAUCGCAGAGCCGCUACUGUCAGCGUACGUAAUGCAUCGCCAAGAGGAAACACAGUAAAUAGACGGAGACGUCCAUCUGCAGAAAAGAGGAAAUGAAGAUGGUGAUGACGGCUUCACCGAAGGCAACCUCUAGAUGCUCCACAGCAAUGGCGAAGCCUCCCCUCCCACUGAAGCGGUUACUCUGGGUGUUUAUUGUCUUUAGUCUGUCUCAAAGCUCCCUCCAGAAUGAUGAUGAUGAUGAGGUGUCUAACAAGACGUGGGUGCUGACUCCCAAAGUGUAUGAGAGUGAUGUAACACACAUCCUAAACAGCCUACUAGAUGGCUACGAUAACAAGCUCAGACCUGACAUUGGAGUCAAGCCAACAGUGAUCCACACUGACAUGUUUGUCAACAGCAUCGGCCCAGUCAAUGCCAUCAAUAUGGAAUACACCAUCGACAUAUUUUUUGCUCAGACCUGGUACGACAGGAGGUUAAAAUUCAACAGCACGAUGAAGGUUCUUCGUCUCAACAGCAACAUGGUUGGGAAGAUCUGGAUCCCAGACACUUUCUUUCGGAAUUCAAAGAAAGCCGACGCCCACUGGAUCACCACACCCAAUCGCAUGCUCAGGAUCUGGAAUGAUGGAAGAAUACUCUACACACUCAGGUUAACCAUUGAUGCUGAGUGCCAGCUUAAGUUAAAUAACUUCCCAAUGGAUGAGCACUCCUGUCCCCUGGAGUUUUCAAGCUAUGGAUACCCCAAGGAGGAAAUUAUGUACAGGUGGAAAAGGAGCUCCGUGGARGUUGGGGACAUUCGCUCAUGGAGGCUUUACCAAUUCUCCUUCGUUGGCCUGAGAAACACCACUGAAACCGUCAGGACAGUUUCAGGGGACUACGUAGUGCUGACUGUCUUUUUUGACCUGAGCAGGAGGAUGGGCUACUUCACCAUCCAGACCUACAUUCCAUGCACACUAAUUGUCGUCCUYUCCUGGGUCUCUUUCUGGAUCAACAAAGACGCAGUUCCUGCAAGGACUUCAUUAGGCAUCACCACCGUGCUGACUAUGACCACACUGAGUACCAUUGCCAGGAAAUCUCUUCCAAAAGUGUCUUACGUGACUGCAAUGGACCUGUUUGUGUCUGUCUGCUUCAUUUUCGUCUUUGCUGCACUCAUAGAGUAUGGCACACUACACUACUUUGUCAGCAACAGAAAGCCGAGCGCCAAAAAAGAUAAGAAGAAGAAAAACCCGCUCCUCCGGCUCUUUUCCUCCAAGCAGACACCAACGGUGGACAUUCGUCCACGCUCGGCGACAGCCAUCCAGAUGAACAACGCCACACACAUGCAGGAGCGAGACGAGGAAUAUGGCUAUGAGUGUCUCGAUGGAAAAGACUGCACCAGUUUCUUCUGCUGUUUCGAAGACUGCCGCUCUGGAGCCUGGCGGCAUGGAAGGCUGCACAUUCGCAUUGCCAAGAUAGACUCGUACGCACGCAUCUUCUUUCCCACUGCGUUUGCUCUCUUCAAUCUGGUCUAUUGGGUCUCCUAUCUAUAUCUUUAGGCAUGGGAGCAUUCCCAGCCAGUCCAUUACCAUUUUCUGUAUGCUCAGCGCCAGCAAGUGACAUUUUACAGGAAAGAGACCCACUGAAAUACCCCGAAAUUUCACAUUUUUGUUAUUUAAGUCCCUUUAAAUUUCCGCUAGUUUUUUUUCAGAUAACCCUAAUAAACAUUGCACAUAUUGUAGCACUGCAUUUUAUUGGUGUUAAAUGGUUUUACUGUAGUUGUGUUGCAAAAUUAUCGAUUCUGUAAAGGAUUACAAUCUAUUUUUUUUACUUCAGMUGGAAACAAUUCUUCUGAAAUAUAGUCUUAAAAUACAUAGUUAUUUAGAAUUAAUUUGACAUCAAGUCUGUUUGCCAUCAGAUGUUCAUGAAAUACAAAGAAUCWGCGUUUUACUGAAUGAAUGAAAUACUAAUGAAAUAUAUUAUUGAUGAAUUUUAAUCAAGUGAAACAGUCGAAAAUAAGUUAAGAUACUGGAUGUAAAAAAAAAACACCAUUGCAGAAAAAAAUUACAUUUUCAAGUAAACGUAAAAAAAAAUUCAUGUAGCCAAUUAUGUAUUGACUAUGACUAUCAGUUCUUUUAUGCUGAAAUGAUCACAUUCACAUCCUUUACAUUUUGUUUUUACGUUUUAUUUUUCAUUAACAGAAAUAUAAAAUCUGAGGCACUUUAAAAGAGCUUGUUUAACAAUGAACAACUUCAGUAAGUGUUUCAUGUGUGGUCAGAGUACAAUAACGCUUUAUAUGGACAAUGUUCAGCUGUACAGACGCUGUAUAUAUUUUAUUAUUACAUAGUGGUUUGUCUCUAUUGCAUGCACCUUUCAGGCCAAAAAAACCCAGCAUAUCUUUACGGUCUUCUACUGUUGGCUAUGGUGACAGCAAAAGAAUCAAAAAAAUUAUUUCGACUCAUUUAAUAAACAUUUCUUUUUUUAUAAAAUCUAGAAAAUUAAAUCUUAUAAAAGGUUCUUAAGAUCUUUUUAUGUUAAGGUUUUAUCGUUGCACAUAAGUGGGAAGAUCAGCACAGUAUUUAAGCAAAAAUAUCUCAAUUAAUUGUUUUCCCCUUCAAGAAUUAGCCUGCAGCAUCAAUAACUUUGACCCUUCAUGUCCACAUUUAUUUGCCCUCAAAAGCGCUCAUUAACAUAACAAUAAUCUGCUUCUAUUCUUAGGCUAUUCAGGAGAAACUGGGCUGAAAAAGCUGAUAAUUAUUUUGCCCUUUGCGUUAUCAGAAUGAUAGCUGCACAACCAGAGGUUCAUUUUURCUUUGAAAUUAAGGACUCAAAACUUAUCUACAUGUCAGUGCAACUGUGAGUCCAGGCAGCUUUAAGAGUAUUUAGARAUGUCUGCAGAUGCAUUUAUUAUCUUUAAAAAGAAACUCCUAAUUAUCCCACGGCUGCUUUAUCUGAAACCAGAUGUGUAAAAAAUGUUAUCCGGCGUCUCUUGUCUCUGCUAAUAAUCACGUUGAGAAUGUAAGUCCCUUCAUAUAGUCAUAAAAAAUAUUUUUGGGGUGUUAAAGGCCUUUAUUUCUUGGUCUUUAUUUCUAUUAAGGUUGGAUUAAAUGCGUGACGACAGCAAAUGCUGUGGAUGACAACAUGCAACGCACGUGAACAAGAACCCGAUGCUGUUCAGUUUUGUUAGACCCCAGUAUGCAAUUGACAGUGUUGCAGAAUGAUUUGUAAAAUCACACAGAAUGGGUGUAAAUAACAUGGUCUAUGUACAUAAAUUAUAAAUGGAAAAAACACUUGUCAAGCCUUUGGCAUUUUCUAAAAGGGUAUAUAUUUUGUAAUUGUAACAUUGCUACACUAUCAAUCAACACUAUACUAUAUUUAUUGUUUAUGCUGGACUGACCAUGCAACAUACUUGAUGGGGGAAGGGCGGGCAGGAUUGUGCAAUGGGGCUAUUUAUUUAUUUAUUUAUUUAUAUAAUUGUUGAUGGUAUUAUUUUGAAUUUAUUAAAUUGCAUUUUAUGCUCAUAUGACCCCUUAAAAGAAACAGAAUGCUGUCAUCUAUAUCAACGAUACAUUAUUGUUCAAUGUGUCAAUAGAACUUGAGCCUAUUUAUCUUGUGUUUUCUAUGUUGUGAUCAAUGUACGCUACUCUCAAAAAGGCCUGUCAAAAUGUUCUAUUUGUUGAGUGACUUGCAAAAUUAUAUUUCGUGCUGCUUCUGCGUUGUAGAUUUUAUUUAGAUGACAAAAAAAAUGCAAGCGUUCCAAAGCCAAAAGAAGAAGAACAUUUGCUUUUCUUCUAUAAUUUUUUUUUUCACAUUUUCCAGCAACAUUCAUUCAGUUGUUUGCUGUGGUGUUGACUUUUUCCGUAAGAAGUCAAWGCAAUUACGUGUAUAUCCAGAUUAUAUUAUAUUCCCCCAUAUGUCUAAAAUKAUAAUUCCACUGUGUUCCACUUAGCAGGUUGAACCUGUUGUCAGUGUCUACAUGUGCAUCGUUAGGGACAUGAGAUUGUCAUUAGCAUCAUAGAUAAUAAUAAUAAUCAGUAAUUGCAGUGCCAAAACUGACAUACAAGUCUACUGAAUACCUAACKUUAGUGUUGUUUUUGAAAUAUCUCUGACUUCUUUAUAAACUGACCUGGUUUUUGAAGUUCACCAACACUUCUAGUAUAGUUCCUCAAUUCAUUUGUGGUACAAUGCAAAAUCCAAAUUACUAAGAAGAAAAAGCAACAGGUCAAAUGAAACCAAAAUUUCUAAAAUCUAAUUAGUGUGAGAGGUCACAUUGGAAGAUGCUUCUGCCUGAUGAAAAAUGUUUUGGGUUUUCAGUAUUGGGGUAAAGGUUGAAGCCUGUUACUAGUAAGUUUAUUAUACUUCUGUUUGGUAUCCUGUGAAUGCAGAGAUCUAAAGGUSUGCACAAAGUACUGAGGCAGGUUUACACUCCUAAGCAUGCUCGUUGAAUAAAUUAUCAGUCAAAAAGUUUUGGAAAGACUGGACUUGGUUCAUCUUUUUAUAAAUACUGUGUCGCCACAGACAUCAUCAUUCACUCUAAGCGUUUUAACAUGUGUUAUUUAUUUUGGGACCAAUGGGAAAAACAUAAAGUAUGUGAGCAGCACAUGUAGAUAUUUUGUGUUAUCAAUGUUAUAAAUCUUCAGAAAAGAAAACAAAAAGCACUGGACAUGCAGGGCUUUGUAAAAGAUACCCAACAGAAAAAUGCAUCCAAUGAGAUUCAUCCAUACAAUAUUAGUUGCUUUGUGUUYAUAUCUGAUUAUUGUGUUGAAGGGGCACUGAUCAAAUCUGACAGGGUCUAGAUCAUAUAUUACAAAUGUCCUAGAAAUAUUCAUUUUCAUGAGAAAACAGCACAUAGUUGUAAAAUUUUAUAAUAAAAAGGUUGCAUUUGUCUGCGUGUA